CUUUUGGCCCGUUCUUUUUCUUCUCCACUCAUCAAAGUAAAAGUAAACCAUGGAACACAACAGACUCUUCUACAUCAGACAAAUCGGUGACGAUGGCAAGAAAUACGUUGGCGUUACUAGUAACAGUAGCCAGAUCAACUCUCAUCUUACUGUGGAACCAAAGAAGGCCAAUGACUACGAUGGCAAGCAAGUCUGGUAUUUUGAUGAUAAUAACCAGCUCGUAAAUGUCUUCACUGGUCACCUCAUUGGUUAUGAUAACUCUGACCCUGGAUUACCCGGUGUCCCUGUCUUGAUGCAAAAGCCAAAUGAACGCAGCCCUGAGUUCCAAUGGGCAUACGAUACGAACACCAAGAGAAUUUAUAACAAGGUCAAGGGACAAGAUGCAGAAUGGUGGCCCCACUAUCAGAAUGAUCGUGCUUACAUUGUAGUCAAGAAAGGAGCUCACCAGGAUCCUAACUGGGACAAGUUUGAAAUCAUCUACAAGAACAAAUAAUUUGGCUAUGAUUAGCCCUAUCCUUUCUCUUUUCUUAUAAGUAAAAUAAAAUCUUUACAGAUUUGUUCACAUAUCCUGUUUGUGCUUUGUAUCCUGCUGCCGUGAUAU
Rhizopus microsporus ATCC 52813 is the source of this 601-nucleotide messenger RNA. RefSeq lists its product as uncharacterized. Bases 50 to 493 code for a protein of 147 amino acids. Lineage: Eukaryota; Fungi; Mucoromycota; Mucoromycetes; Mucorales; Rhizopodaceae. The transcript is spliced from 2 exons. The record is from RefSeq and is a predicted model, not a curated record.